UUACGUACGGUGUGUGUGCCUGUGCGCGCGCGUGUGUAGGGAGGUUUGGGGUUAGAGCUGUUCGGUCGGAAGGGGCCUUGAAGUAUCCCUUGAAGUAUCAACCGCGUUGCCUCAGAGCUAAGCAAAAGUUACAGCUAAUGAUGUAGGGGGCUGACAGGUACAGCUGCGGCUGGGUGUGUAUUUACGUGUACACAGAGGGGAAUAUUUGUGAGUAAACGCACACGGGGUAAAAAUAACUAUACGUUUUGAUGCCGUUUCUGUCCUUACUCAAAGGAGUAAAUAUGUGAUACGUCCUUCCAGGAUGAAAGGCGUGCACUGAGAGCUCCUCCAGGAACGCCUGCAGCAGAAAGCAGUGUGUACGACACAGCAGUGAUGACAGAGAAGGAGAGGUGUCCCAAAGCGGAGCAGUAUGUUGGUGAGAUUAAAGGUGGACUGAGACCUGCCAUGAGACUCACUGUCAUAGGAAUGGUACCUUCCAACCCCAAGAGCUUUUCAGUGACUCUGCUCUGUGAUCCAAUGGAUGCAAACAAAGAUGUUGGGAUGAUAUUCACAGUUAACUUUAGCGAGAAGUCCAUCACACGAAAUGCACGAAUUGAUGGGAAGUGGGGGAUAGAAGAGAAGAAUAUACCCUACUUCCCAUUUAUAGCAGGGGACACAUUUAAGAUGGAGCUCUUAUGUGAACAUCAGCAAAUAAAGGUCUUGCUUGAUGGACGGCAGCUCUGUGACUUCACUCACCGCAUUCAGCCCCUGAACCUGGUGAAAGCUUUGCAGAUCACAGGCGAUGUCAAGCUUACCAAAGUGGCUUAAAAAAAAGAGUUCAUAAUAUUACCAGGGGACGGAGACAAAUGCACUUUCUUCUGUCUGAGAAAUGUUUUAUCUUUUUCUCCUCACUGAUGUUGGAGAAUGGGAACUGUCUUUUUUCAUUUGCUGAUGAAAUACACUUUUUUUUCCUCAUCCAUGUUCAAAAAUUGCAGAGAUAUGGCUGGUCCAGCUAAAUCA
Molecule: messenger RNA, 999 nt
Organism: Meleagris gallopavo (turkey)
Lineage: Eukaryota; Metazoa; Chordata; Aves; Galliformes; Phasianidae
Source: RefSeq, a predicted model, not a curated record